AUGAACUUGAAGGGACCAAAGCCCAUGAGUGGGAGACAAAGAGCUGGGAUGACUGGUGGUAUUCUAGGGCUUGCGUUGAGUGCUUACAUCCUAGGGUCCAACUAUGAGAUUGUCAAAUUCACACCCCCAGAAACAAAUCCUGAUGGUUCAGUGAAGGCUAAAAAGUUCAAUAUCAGAUUUGCUGAGAUGCAACCGUUAAAAUUGAAACCAGAAGUCGCUGCUAAACAGGAACAGGUGCUGAAAGAGAAGGAGGAAAGGGAUAAAUUGAUGAAGGAUAUCCAAGAAAGAGAACAAAUCGUUCAAGAACCAACAUCAUGA
This is a messenger RNA of Hansenula anomala, 318 nucleotides long. RefSeq lists its product as uncharacterized. The record is from RefSeq and is a predicted model, not a curated record. The transcript has a single exon. NCBI's taxonomy places the organism in Eukaryota, Fungi, Ascomycota, Saccharomycetes, Phaffomycetales, Wickerhamomycetaceae. Bases 1 to 318 code for a protein of 105 amino acids.